AAAAAAAAAAAAAAAUCUUAAACCCCUUUUGAAAAAUAAAAAUCUUAAACCCGAGAUUAUUUCUUGCCACUCUGAUGCUGCUACGCCACCACAGCAGCCGCCGCCGCCACGUCGGCGCCACCAGGCAAAUGGAAAUGGGCACCGACAAUUAUGAGAGCACGAUUAUACCAAAAGGAGCCGUUUACACCUCCAGUCUCCUGUAAACUUCAAAACGCUGCUGUAUCCGCAUCUCCAUACUCUUCUUCUUUGGCAGAGCUGCGUACAACGCCGGCGGAGGGAAUGCCUCUAUUAUUAGGUUCUAAUCCUUCCAUAUUUCUGAAUAAUCAUGAUAUUGGUUUUUGCACGUCGAUUUAGCCGAAGAAUUUCUUGCUGAUUAGGUCUGGAUUAAUGGCCGGAUUUUUGGUGAAAAGCUUUAGGGUUUCUGCAUUAUCUGUUUUGAGUAAUUCAGUAGGAAGUCGGUUAUCGUUAUCGACUCAAAUCCCCUCUGAAGAAACCACUGAUGAAAUCCUGAAUCAAAUACUUGCUGCUGAGGAGGACUCUCCUUCUUCUUCUAGGGAAGAACUUUGUGUAGGUUAUAUUAGGAAGCUAUGUGCUGCUGGAGAUUUCAUGGUAGCAGCUAGGAUCCCACGAUUUUUACGCAAUAAGCAUAUUUUUGUUGGGCCUCGCGUGUAUAGUUACAUUCUAGAAGCUGCAGAGAGAAAGAAUGAUAUUGAUAUGCUCACCCAUGUUUUCAAGGAUCUUCUGGUUUCUUGUGAGUCUGUAGGAUCGGAUUCGUAUCUUGUUGUUGCUAGAGGUUUUGGAAAGCAAAAUAGUCGUGGUAUGUUAUUGAAUUUUAUCAGAGAAGUAUGUGAAAUGGAUUUACCAAGGAUUGAUAUAGUUUUGAACAGGAUUAUUUAUGCCUUGGGUAAAUGUGGGAAUCCUGAUGGUGCCCUGUUAGUUUUUGAAGAUAUGAAGAGUUCGGGAUGUAGACCAGACUUGAUUACAUAUAAUACAGUUUUGGCAAUUUUGGGUCGUUUAGGGCGAGUUGAUGACAUGCUGCGUGUGUUUGCUUCUAUGAGAGCAGUUGGUCUUGCUCCAGAUAUUUUCACGUAUAAUACCAUAUUAAACAGCUUGCGCAAGAUGGGAAGGUUGGAUUUGUGUAUGGUGCAUUUCAGGGAGAUGACUGAGAGAGGAAUUCUACCAGAUCUUCUGACUUUCAAAGCUUUGAUUGAGAGCUUAGGCAGAUCAGGGAACAUUGAUGAAGCCCUGAAAAUAUUCGAGGAGAUGAAAUAUCGGCAAAUCCGUCCUUUAAUUCCUAUAUACCGUGCACUGAUUUUUAGUUUGAAGAAGAUGGGAAAGAUGGAGUUGGCAUUAAAAUUCUCCAACGAGAUGAAUGAUCUCAUCAGAGGUUCUGUUGUUCCGAGAGGAUCCUGAUAUAGAACAAAUUAUUUGACUUGAGCACUUUUUGAUCAAGUCGAGAUAAAUUUGCUAUCUUGCCUCAUCAUUCUGCAUCCCCAGAGAACAUCCUCAGGUAACAGAAUGAAUGAUGAUAUUUAUUUGAAUCUAUAGGUUGGGAUAUUAAAGCUGCUUUUAUUUUCUCUAGUGGAGUUUGACUCUUGAGAAUAAUCUGCAGCUGAGGCAAGUUCAACGAAGGGAAGUGCUCAGGCGAAACAUAAAUGGCUUUCUCUGGUCUGGAUUUAUUUGUGGAUUCAUGGAUUUUACAUCACGUGCACUUUGCUAGAAACGUUUUCAAGUUCCCUCCCUGCAUGCUUUGCCAGAAAACAAUAUAUUGAUGGGAAUUUCUCUGGAUCACACAUUGCUUUGAAUAUUAGAUCCAACAAUGCCAAUUCUAAAUUUUGCAGUCUGCUCAUGUUGUUUAUCAUUUUGGAUACAUCUCAUAUUUCUUGUCGUAGACUUAGAAUACAGAAAUUAUACACCAAUGCAGCUUGUGUACCCUUGUUUGAGUUCAUUUAUUAUAUAGCUUCACUUUUGGCGGAGCUAAUCUGUGAUUAUUUGAUUCAGUUUUUGCUUCUUAAUACAAUUUUUUCAUUCCUUGCUUUUAUAAA
Messenger RNA from Salvia miltiorrhiza (redroot sage), 2045 nucleotides. Its product is annotated as pentatricopeptide repeat-containing protein At1g11900. NCBI's taxonomy places the organism in Eukaryota, Viridiplantae, Streptophyta, Magnoliopsida, Lamiales, Lamiaceae. The record is from RefSeq and is a predicted model, not a curated record. The transcript has 2 exons. Bases 388 to 1413 code for a protein of 341 amino acids. Gene Ontology annotation, molecular function: protein binding.